UGUAAGCUUACUACGAAAAUGUGAAAAACUCAACAAGGGAAUAAAGAAAAAAAAAACAUUUCAAAGCAACAAAUUGUCAAAAUAAGCAAAAACAGGGAAAAGGCAGAAAAUCUUUCAACAAGUUUGAGUGUGAAAGAAAAACAAGGCAGCCGAGAAGCCUGAAGAAUUCUUUAUUAAAAAAAUUAAAAGGAAUAUUUUUGCAAUUGAAAGCCUAAAAGGAAGGAAGGAAAGUUUUGCUUUUUGCCACUAUAAAAUCAAUAGCAAAAAAACACCUACAUGGAUUAUUGUAACAAUUUGGAGGAGUUGGAUGAUGAGACUUGUGAUGAAGAUAAAUCAAUACGCACCUCGGAUGAAAAUCGAAAUAACAAUUUGGAGGAGUUGGAUGAUGAGACUUGUGAUGAAGAUAAAUCAAUACGCACCUCGGAUGAAAAUCGAAAACAAAAUCACAGUGAAAUAGAGAAACGACGCCGCGACAAAAUGAACACCUAUAUCAAUGAGCUCUCCGCCAUGAUACCCAUGUGCUAUUCCAUGCAUCGAAAAUUGGACAAGCUCACCGUUUUACGUAUGGCCGUGCAACAUUUACGCAGCAUACGCGGUGCAGUGCAUGCCUAUAGUGGUGGGGCAGAGAGUAAGCCUAACUUCCUCUCAGAUCAAGAGUUGAAAAUGCUGAUACUACAAGCUGCUGAGGGAUUUCUCUUUGUGGUGGGUUGUGAUCGGGGUCGCAUAUUGUAUGUAUCGGAAUCGGUGUCGAAAGUUCUCAAUUAUACACAAACAGAUUUGCUGGGGCAAAGCUGGUUUGAUGUGCUGCAUCCCAAGGAUGUGGCCAAGGUGAAAGAACAGCUAUCUUCAUUGGACGCAUGUCCGCGAGAGAGACUAAUCGAUGCCAAAACCAUGCUACCCGUGAAGACCGAUAUACCUCAAAGCCUAUGUCGUUUGUGCCCAGGCGCCCGAAGAUCAUUUUUCUGUCGCAUGAAACUAAAGGCAGCCCUCAGCAACCCAAUCAAAGAGGAAUCGGAUAACUCAUCAUCUUCACGCAGCUCAACAAAAAGAAAAUCCAAAUUGUCUAUAGAUGACAAAUAUCGAGUCAUACAGUGUACAGGUUAUUUAAAAUCCUGGACUCCCAUCAAAGAGGAAAAUCAUGAUGGCGAUAGUGAUGAUCAGAUAACAAAUAAUGUUUCCUGUCUAGUGGCAAUUGGACGCAUACCUUCCAAUAUACUUGAGGAACAAAUACCCUCAUCCUUGGAUAAUCAUCCCAAUAUCAGGCAUAUCAAUUUCCUCUCACGCCAUUCGGUAGAUGGGAAAUUUCUGUUUAUAGAUCAAAGAGCCACUUUAGCUGUAGGUUUCCUGCCGCAAGAGAUCCUGGGCAGUAGUUUCUAUGAGUAUUUUCAUCCCGAAGACAUACCCGCAUUGGCUGAAUCCCAUAAAUUGGUUCUACAAGUGGCCGAAAAGGAAAAAGUUACCACACAGGUGUACCGAUUUCGUUGUAAAGAUAACAGCUAUAUACAACUACAAAGUGAAUGGCGAGCAUUUAAGAAUCCUUGGACAACAGAAAUUGAAUAUAUUAUUGCUAAGAAUUCGGUAUUUUUUUAAGUCACUAAAGUCCUCAUUCCACACACACACAAACACACACACACACUAUUAACUCCUGCUGCUCCCAAAAACACAAUAUCCUAAAAAGUUAAUACAUCAUAGUUAAUAAGAAUGAAAGCAUUUAAAAUA
Messenger RNA from Stomoxys calcitrans (stable fly), 1719 nucleotides. RefSeq names its product protein cycle. The record is from RefSeq and is a predicted model, not a curated record. Gene Ontology annotation, cellular component: nucleus; transcription regulator complex; cytoplasm. Gene Ontology annotation, biological process: regulation of transcription by RNA polymerase II. Lineage: Eukaryota; Metazoa; Arthropoda; Insecta; Diptera; Muscidae. The coding region runs from base 277 to 1590 and encodes 437 amino acids. The transcript has 6 exons. Gene Ontology annotation, molecular function: protein dimerization activity; DNA-binding transcription factor activity, RNA polymerase II-specific; RNA polymerase II cis-regulatory region sequence-specific DNA binding.